Phycomyces blakesleeanus NRRL 1555(-) is the source of this 927-nucleotide messenger RNA. RefSeq lists its product as hypothetical. The transcript has 5 exons. Bases 1 to 927 code for a protein of 308 amino acids. NCBI's taxonomy places the organism in Eukaryota, Fungi, Mucoromycota, Mucoromycetes, Mucorales, Phycomycetaceae. The record is from RefSeq and is a predicted model, not a curated record.
AUGCCUAACACAAGACGUGAACGCGCAAUUGCCCUUCAUCCUGUUGAGAUUACCAAUCAGCAGCUUAUGGAAAUACUUUCUACUGUGAGAGCUGAUAUGUCUAUCAUAAAAGGACAGAUCGGCAAUGUUCAGCAAACUCUGACCAACAUGAAUGGCAGAAUUGGCAUUCUUGCCACCCCCAGCACCAACACCGUCACCAAUCUCACUGUUGCUGCACCUGUUGUCAUCUCUAACCAUGAGCCUACCCGUGAAGAAUCUAAUGCAGUUUAUCAGGCUCAUAUUCACAACCUUAUGUGGAAACCCAAGCUUAGCUUGAGAACGCCAGAAAAUAUCCUGGUCAACAACCUCAAGCCCAGAUGGGAUACAAAUGUUGCUUUCAACAAAUCUCCCAACAGGGAGAUAGCUGAGAGACUUCUUUCUAACCUUGAGCGCAGGUUUGGUUCCUCUAGUAUGAGACGGAGUAACCUCCAAAAGAGAUUGCACAUCAACUUCACUAGUAGAACCCAUCGUGAGAGAAUGUCUGAUGAUGAGAUAGCAGAAACAAACGCUCUUACACGAAGAGCAGCCCGUGCAGAUGAUAAUGAGUGUUGCCGUGUACUGGCAUACAAAGACAAUAAGGAGGCAAUUGAUCUUGUAAUGCUCAGAGACUGUGCCAACACUCUCCAAAAAGCAGUAAUGUCAGAUGGAGAGUCUGACAAUGAAAUGGACGAGGAUGGCAUAAAACAUGUCAUUCAUAUUGUACAACCAAGCUGGAGAAGUGAUGAGUGCAACCGUUUCAUUGCACUUGUUGACACUUAUGCUGUCCAGGCCAUAGGGUCAAGUGCUAAUAAAAGAAUCCGUAGGAUCACUACUAGUGUGUCCAACUCAGCAGUCCCAGAUAACAUUAGUCCCAAUUUUCCUCGGUGGGGUCUUAGAGAUGGGCUCUAA